GUUGGAGUAAACCGCGCAGGAUCCUCCCGGCGGGGUGCGUUCGAUUGUUUGCAUACACCGCUGCAGAAGAACAGGUCUGCUUCUCCAACCUGUUCAGGUAGUUUGCGUCGCGUCACGGAACGUAACGUGUCACCGGUACGGAUGGGUAGAUCCAUUGCUUUCUUCAAAGUAAAGAGUUCGAGCUGGGAGCGGACAAGGGCUCUGUGAUUAUGUCCUUGUCGUGUCGGCUCUAAUUGGAAGCACCGCACUCUGCAUUACCAUGUCCGGAGUGGUGCGGGCGCAGCUCUCUGCGGAGACACGACGAUGACCGCGGCCAGUCGCCGGAGCGCAGACAGAUUCUAGUCGCAGAUGGACGACCGACGGAAAAGGAAGCUGACGUUCUGCACCAUAGGACUCAUCUUCCUCCUGAGCGGCGUGGAAUAUGCUGUGAUAUUGCCCACAAUAUGGCGGUACUUGCAGACUUUAGAUGCAGCGCCGUACUUCCUGGGUUUGGCACUGUCAGCGUUCAGCUUGAGUGGCCUCCUGUCGGGACCGCUGUUUGGCCACUGGUCGGACAGAACACAGGCCACCAAGAAGAUAAUCUUGUUUGCCAACAUUUUCGAGAUAGUUGGUAAUUUCAUGUACUUCAUGGGCUACUCCAAGUGGCUCUUACUGUCAAGCAGAUUGGUCGCAGGCAUUGGCACGGGUGCGGGCGCAUCCAUCUUUGGCCUCCUGACCAGAAGCACUGCUCCAGAGGACCGUGCCACAAUAUUCGCAGCUGCCAUGGCGUGUCGACAAGCUGGCCUUCUGAUUGGUCCAGCAUUCAACAUCUUCCUGAGGCUGUGCGAUUUUCGCCUGGGUCCUUUUGUAGUCAAUAAAUAUACUGCUCCGGGGCUGUUCAUGUGCUCGAUGUGGAUUCUCCUUCAGCUGGUGGUGGUCUUCAUGUACUGGGACCUACCACCUCUGGAGAGAAGAAAACCACAGCAUGGCUCAACAGCCAACAGCGUGGGCGAGGAGAACGAGAAAGAGGACGAGCAUGGGCUUACGGAAGACGGGGAAGAGGGCAACGAUGAGGGAAAGCCGCUAAUGGGGUCCCAGGAGCUGGUGGGGUCCUACGGCUCAGUGGUGACGCCCAACGCCCAGAGGAGGAACAACGUCUCCUCUGCCUCCAAUGCCACUUUGAAUCACAUCUCCCCACCUCAAUCUCCACCUCCUUCAGAGACCCUGGAGUCCUCCACCACCGUUAAGAAUUUCAGUAAAUCUCGAGAGUUCUUGAGAGAAGAGGUGGUUGUGCUGUUGGCUGCUCAGUUCAUCGUCUUCUUCAAUCAGACAGCACUGGAGACCAUGGUGACUCCAUUGACUCAGAAGUACUUUGGCUACAAGGAAGUAGAGAACAGCGUGAUGUACUGCCUCUGUGGCGUGGAGGUGAUCGCUGGCUUCUUCUUUGUGCGCUGGCUGAGCCAGCGUGUAGCUGAGCGGGUGGUCCUGGUCAUCGGCUUGGCCAUCUUGAACAUCUCCGGUGUCUGGUGCCUCAUCUUCCUGGCUAAACCACUAGGUGCUUUUCCUUGGCAGCUGACUGAGUUCGUCAUUGGGGUGUUUCUGCAGGUUUUGGGUUUGCCCUUUGUAGCGGUGGCCCAGGUUUCCCUCUUCUCCAAAGUCACCUCUGAGAGAACACAAGGUUUCAGUCAGGGAGUGCGUCGCUCAGUGGGAGGUCUAGCUACCAUCCUGGGCCCGCUGUGGGCUGGUGGCCUUACUGAGAAUAUAUACAUCAUGAUGGGGGUGAUAUGUGCACUGCUGGUACUGCUCACAAUUAUGCUGGCUUUCUCAUAUGACCGUCUGGUUGAACCUACUGCUGAGGAACGAGCUGACAGCCCAGACACCUGUGCUUAAUCCGGAAGCAUGCAUAUCAUUCCACCUCUAGAGUGUUUGCCUAAAACAUGGACUUGUCAACCUUUGUGUGCAGCGGUGGAUGGAAGUUUUGGUGUAUAUACAUAUAUUUCCUAUGGAAAUAUAGAAUCAAGAUGGCACCACAUGUGCGCGCUUCGACCUUUUGCGGUUCUGCAGUACCAAAUAGGUGCAUCACACAUUCUGCUUAACCUUCUGAUUACUAGUGAAUAAAUUCAAAUGCCAAAUGGUUGUGUUUUUAGCUGACCUCUGACCUUGUGUUGCAGCAGAAUCAAGGUUCUGUGUAAACUUUUUUUAAACUUUAUUUGGAAAGAGGAUGUUUAUUGUCUUUUCAAAUGAAAUAUUCAAAUGAUUGACCAGACUUUUACUUUGCAAAUGCAUAAGAAGGAUUGCAACUUUGAUUGAACAUAAUUUCUAAACACUUAUUUAUUCACAUACAUUUAAUCUCUGUCUGAUAUAUGUAUAAACAUAUGUCCUUGAACACACAACAAAAAACUUUUAUUUAUUAAUUUAAUAUUUCAGAAUGACCAUGAAGCAAUAUGUGUGUGUGUUUGCGUCAAUGUCUGUUACAAGAACUACUAACACUUACACAAACAAAUUGCAUUAAUGUGUGUUUUACCUGUUUAUAUCAAUAUGAUGAAAAUGCUGUUUUAAAGGUAUAAUGCACAACCUGGCAGUAAUAAACUUCUCAGGGAAACAUUUAAUACUUGUAGUCUCUGGUGUAAAAAUGGACACAGUAGUAGAUGUUACAAUUUGUCUCUAUAUCAUUAAUUGGUAAAUUGAUUGAUUAAUUAAGAAAUAUUGGAACCCCUCUGUCUUAGAAAAACAAACAUAUAUAAUAGGUGGCUAUUAAAUUCUGUAAAGGCUGUUGAAUUAUUAAACUAUUUUCCUGCUUCGAAAAGAGCAGAGCAAUACACACGUGUGAUAUUUUGUUGGGGAUGUGGUACAUAUUUUCAACACUGGUGGGCGCUCUUGGUCUUUGUUUCAAAGUAUGCGUUUGCCAUAAUUAAGUCUGGUGUGUGUUGUUUGAUCCUUGUUUUCCAGAUUGCACUAUUGCAAAAGUAAGAGUGUAAAAAAAUAGUCAUGUAUUUGUUUUAGGUGAUUGUACAGAAAACAAAUAAAUUUAUCAGUAAAAGAA
This is a messenger RNA of Scophthalmus maximus (turbot), 3022 nucleotides long. It is a transcript of the gene mfsd8l1, whose product is annotated as major facilitator superfamily domain containing 8-like 1. Bases 349 to 1869 code for a protein of 506 amino acids. The transcript has 12 exons. The record is from RefSeq and is a predicted model, not a curated record. Gene Ontology annotation, biological process: transmembrane transport. Gene Ontology annotation, molecular function: transmembrane transporter activity. NCBI's taxonomy places the organism in Eukaryota, Metazoa, Chordata, Actinopteri, Pleuronectiformes, Scophthalmidae.